ACGAACUGCCGCGGCAUCAUUCCUCCAUCAUCCCCAGCAUUCUAUUCAACGCCGCCUUGUUUUGGGCUUCGAGCUAAAACUCUCCUUCUCCGUUGACUCCAAGGCGGUCGCAUACGCCAGUUUCGAUUCGCGACUCCCCAUCUGACCCAACCAACAGUCCACAUUUAGUCCUAUACCCGCUACCUCGUCCAGAGAGAUCCUCACAACAAUGCCAGAAGAAGAGCCGUCCCUGAAUAUCCCCUCUCUCCUCACCCUCGCCGUGGUGUCAUUCUUCGUGCUUCGAUGGUUCCUUAACCGCGAUGGGGGAGAGGCCGGGCCAGGCAGCAGUCGCAGUCGGCCGCGAGGCACCGUCGACCCAGCUCAAGUCGAGCAAAUAUCCCAGAUGUUCCCCCAGCUCAGCGCCCGUGAGAUCAUGUGGGAUUUGCAGCGCAACGGAGGUAGUGUUGCGGCGACGACGGAGAGAAUCCUGACCGGUCGGGGGCUGGAAGUGCCGCCCCCAUCCUUCCAACCCCAGAUUGCGAUCCCCAAUACAGCACCCGUGCAGUCACAACCUACUCAAACGGCAACCUCUAAGGCCGAUGCCCAGGAUCUGAUCUCCCGAUACAACCUCCGCGCGAAACUUGAGGCCGAGAACAGCGCCGCUGAGUCCGCGCCGUCGCAGGCUUCUUCCACGACAGGCUGGUCGCAGAGCAAGGAGGAGCGCCAGCGCUUGCUGCAGAAGCGCAGGGACGAGAUGAUUCUGGCGGCGCGGAGGAAGAUGAUGCAGAAGGACCAGGCUGCUCAAUGAAGUUAACCAUGCUAUAUCGUUCGUGGGGACUGGAAACUUGGAACUAACUCUCUGGGGCCCCGGUAUUGCGCGUCAUAGGGGCAGGCAGAUUGACGGCUUACUCGAAGGGGGGUUUUUCUUUAUGCCUUUCAUUCUGUAUUCAUUUGGAUCACUUUUGUGUGCUUCUUCGAUCUCCUUCGGGUUGUUAUAUACCUCUUGUUGCCGGCGUUGGGGAUGUGUAAGAUUCAAUCCAUUGUUAUUGGCAUAUCUGUUGUUGUUUUCAUUUGUCUUUCGGAGAUUGACUUGUCAUGUCUUUUUUUCUUACUAUCUUCCCUCUCCUCUCUCUCAUCUUAAGCUGAGCGUCGCAUGCAUCUGGUGUUUUUGAUAGGGGGAUAUGAUCAGCACUACUUACUACCUAUCUACUACCUGCUUACUAGCAUGACACCCGGCCCAUCAACCAAGUAACUUCCAAUCAAUGAUUCAG
Aspergillus costaricaensis CBS 115574 is the source of this 1250-nucleotide messenger RNA. RefSeq names its product CUE domain-containing protein. Lineage: Eukaryota; Fungi; Ascomycota; Eurotiomycetes; Eurotiales; Aspergillaceae. The record is from RefSeq and is a predicted model, not a curated record. Gene Ontology annotation, molecular function: ubiquitin binding. The transcript is spliced from 2 exons. The coding region runs from base 209 to 787 and encodes 192 amino acids.